UUUGAACUAAAGUUAUUGAAUUUUACUAUCUUUGCUCUUGAUAUUCACCAUUCAAGUAGGCAUUUAUGUAAGCCACUGUAGGAAAAAACUGGUACAGUUUCUCAUGAUUCAUGAACCAAAUUUCAUUAUAGGAGAAAGGUCCUCAAUCUUGAUAAGGACAGUUUGGUAAAUUUGGUACAUGUAAUAGCUGUGAUGUUCAUUGUCUUCACCCCUUAAUAAGCUAAAUAUACCUUCUUACUAUAAACUGCAUAUCUUCCUCAGCGUUUGUUCCUAGGACUCACUUUUGCUGUAAGAAUUAUAGCUUUCUUGGUUUGUGGAUGUUUUGAUUUGGCCCGAUAUUGCUUUGGAGCUGGACUAAUGAUGACUCUCGCUGUGUAAGGCCCGGCCCAUUGAAGGGAAGUGCUCCCUAAAUUUUUUUUUUCAUAUACCGGGGCGGGAACACGAGACUUCUGAUUGAGGGUGUCUUUGAAUUUGGUUGGUAUUUGCUUUGGAGCCCGUCGUGCUGUGCAAAGCCCGGCCCGUAUAAGGAAAGGUUGUUGGUUUUAUUUGUUCAGUUUAUGCAUAUUGGUUUUUUUUGUUAAAAAGGUUGUUGGUUGAUCCACUGAAGAAUUAAGUGUAUUGAAAAAUGACUUUCAAGAACAGAGGAGUAACAGAAAGGCCUUCAAGAAGUGUAGUUUCUAAAAAAUGGACGCUUUUUCUUUGUCUUGGGAGUUUUUGUGCUGGAAUGAUCUUCACAAACAGAAUGUGGAUUAUUUCUGAAACAAAAAGUGGAAUUACAAGAACAACUACAGUUGAAGCUGAAAGAUUGAAGUUAGUUUCAGAAGGUUGCAUUACAAAAUUUUUGCAGCAGAAAGAUAUAAAACUGGUAUCUAAAGAUAUUUUUGGGAAAGUUACUAACACACAUCAUGCUAUUCAGACAAUAGAUAAAACAAUUUCAAAUUUGGAGAUGGAGUUGGCUGCAGCAAAAGCAGCACAAGAGUCGAUUCUUAGUGGGGUUCCAAUAUCAGAAAGGAUCGAAAAGGGCGAAUUACGAAGAAAAAGAAAAUAUUUUAUGGUGGUAGGAAUAAAUACCGCGUUUAGUAGCAGAAAAAGAAGGGAUUCAAUUCGUGCUACAUGGAUGCCACAAGGUGAAAAACGAAGGAAGCUGGAAGAAGAGAAAGGAGUAAUCAUUCGCUUCGUCAUUGGCCAUGGUGCCACGUUAGGGGGGAUAUUAGACAGAGCUAUUGAAGCUGAGGACAAAAAGCAUGGUGAUAUCUUGCGCCUGGAUCAUAUUGAGGGUUAUCUUGAAUUGUCCGCCAAGACGAAGACUUAUUUUGCCACAGCUGUUAACUUGUGGGAUGCAGAGUAUUACAUUAAGGUUGAUGAUGAUGUUCAUGUCAAUAUAGCUACACUAGGGGAAACAUUAGCAAGGCAUCGUAAGAAACCACGUAUAUAUAUCGGAUGCAUGAAAUCUGGUCCUGUCCUUUCUCGGAAGGGUGUAAGAUAUCAUGAACCAGAAUAUUGGAAGUUCGGAGACAAGUAUUUCCGUCAUGCUACAGGACAAAUAUAUGCCAUUUCGAAAGAUUUAGCCACUUACAUAUCAGAAAACCAGCAUGUACUACAUAAGUAUACCAAUGAGGAUGUGUCACUGGGAGCUUGGUUUAUUGGACUUGAUGUGCAACAUAUAGAUGAUCGCCGAUUGUGUUGUGGAACCCCACCUGAUUGUGAGUGGAAGGCACAAGCAGGCAACAUUUGUGUUGCAUCGUUCGACUGGACCUGUAGUGGGAUCUGCGGGUCUGUUUACCGUAUAAAGGAGGUCCAUCGCCGGUGUGGUGAGGGAGAGAAUGCACUGUGGAAAGCAGCAUUCUGAGGAGAUUCAUUAAAGGAAAAUAGGUGAAUAACUAUGUCAAAAUGCUACAUUCUUUUACUUGGGAGUACAUAUUAUAUUAUAUAUACGAUCUAGAGGCGAAUUCAGGAUCUAGAAUCAGCGGAUUCAGAAUAAGUGUGAUCGUGUUAUAAUUAUAUAUAUUUCUCCUUUUGCAUAUGUAUACAUACUUUGAGCUGAAAAGCAGUCAGUUCAGUUGAACUCAUAGAAGGCGCUCUAGAUCUUCCUCUACACAAAGAGAGACGUGCCAGGAGAGAGACAAAGACUAAAAAUAGAUUUCAAAGCCUUAGAUGUGGAGAAAUCUUCUCCAUUUUUGUAGAGAACAAAGGCAGCCAUUGUUUACCGGAUUCUAAAAUCUUAAUAAAUGCAAGUCAGAUUUGCACAAUGUAGUGUCACAUUGCAUAUCAGUCCAAUAAUGCAAUUUGGAA
Messenger RNA from Lycium barbarum (goji berry), 2292 nucleotides. Its product is annotated as probable beta-1,3-galactosyltransferase 2. NCBI's taxonomy places the organism in Eukaryota, Viridiplantae, Streptophyta, Magnoliopsida, Solanales, Solanaceae. Gene Ontology annotation, molecular function: hexosyltransferase activity. Gene Ontology annotation, cellular component: Golgi membrane. The coding region runs from base 626 to 1849 and encodes 407 amino acids. The transcript is spliced from 11 exons. The record is from RefSeq and is a predicted model, not a curated record.